Pocillopora meandrina is the source of this 2010-nucleotide messenger RNA. NCBI's taxonomy places the organism in Eukaryota, Metazoa, Cnidaria, Anthozoa, Scleractinia, Pocilloporidae. The record is from the annotation of a GenBank genome assembly.
AUGUCAAAAUGUCAGAGCUACAACGUCGCUAUGUUAAUUGCAAUAUGCGAGUUAAACAACCGUACUAAAGAGGCCAGACCAGAGGACUUUGUCAAGAACAAAGACAGAUACUACGUGGUGAAAGGUCCAAAACGAGGGGAUAGAAAACGCAAAGAUUAAAAAGUAGUACUAAGGUAAAGGAGGGGGGAGGGGGGAACACUCACUUUUAGAGCUACCUUGAUAGAGAAUACCGAUCAUACUCUAAAUCCCUAGAAAUCUUCACAGUUUUUUAAAGGUGACGCAAACAAAUGGUAUGGUAACCUGGCAUUUCUUUCGUUCCUAAAAAAAUAAUAACUAUUUUCAUUGCAGUUCCCCCUGGAUCAACUCGUGAUUUGCCCGUUAAAUCUUAUAAGGAGAUUAAGGCAAGUGAAGGAGGACAGGCAGAGAGUGGUGAUUAUUGGCUGGACUCUAACAGAUCUGAGAAGUCUAUUUUAGCUCGCUGUGAUAUGAGAAAAGAAAUAUUUUUGGUGCUUUUUAAUUUUUGAGCUCACGAGAGUCCUUCUCUUCAUGGAUUUUCUUUUUACCCAGUUGCAGACUACUGCGUCAAGCACCAGUGCUAAUACGAUGCAAAGUGUGCGAACCGUGAGAUUACACGUGUGCGUGUAACUCAGUUGGUUGGACAGGAAAAUAUUGUGAAAAAGGUUUGUCACUUUAAAUCAUCCGCUAUUUUAGGAGCGUGUUAAACAAAGAUAUUUAACUAAGGAGAUGAGAGAUGUUUAAUUAAGAUAUGCUUAUCCACAGAUGUCAAAGAAUGUGUGGAAGCUUUACAUGGUUGUGAUCCCAACGCCAUUUGUGAUAACACUGUGGGUUCCUACAUCUCUACAUGCAGACCAGAAUUUAUUGGAGACGGAAGAAACAGCUGUACACGUACAGGUAAGGUUGAAAAUAACACUUUUUGUGGAGACGUUGUUAGAGGGAUAAGCUAGAACUUACUGCGUACAAUUGUACAUUCUGACUACUACACCAGUUGGUGGUGCUGACUAAAGAGUAUCUUUUUUUAAUUGUUCCACAAAUCGUGAAAGAAUGAUGCACUUUUGAGCAAACAAUAUCGUUUUAUCGCUCGUGACUGAUAUUGUCACACGCACCUACAUAAAACCAACUAGGAUGCGUUUCGUUUAUGAUCAAGGAGUCAUAGAACAAAACGAAAACUCAAGGAAGAACAACAAGUGGGAAAUGGCGAUUGCCUUCCCUUAUCAUGUGCAUGUGUAGUUCGAAGAAUAUUUCUCUACGAACGAAGAGCAGCAUCUUAACAAUAGUCUUUGACUGGCUGUGUUCAAUCACUCGCAGACGUUGAAAAGAUUAUGCCUAUUAUUUAGGAAAAACCGCAUUUCCUUCUUUAGUUCAUUCUUGUAAGGAAAUUCGGAACGCAAGCUCCCAUCUUAAAGACGGAGAGUACUGGAUCAAUCUUACGAGGAACGGAAACCUUUUAAAGGUCUACUGCGAUAUGACAACCGAACGAGGUAAGGAAGGGAUGUUUAAGAAAAACUAAUAACUAUAAUGGUGCUUUUUAACUUCUGCACAAACUGUCUUUUAAUAAUAAAUGGAAUGUAAAAUUAUUCUGCUUAAUCAAGAAUUUAAUUUCAUUUAAUUUCUUUUUUCAGGAGGUUGACUUCUGGUCUCCAGCGUUGUCGUCCACAACCCAUCGUCGCUAUCGUUCUCAUACGAUCAUCAUACCAUGAAAUAAGCAAUUAUCACAACAAGUCGUUGUUACUGACGACAGAUGCCACGAAGAAACUGAGAACACAAUUGUAUUUCACUCAAUUGAGAUUCCACUGCAGCAAAAAAAAGGGACGUACCUGCCAUUUGACAGCUAACAGCAGUGGUGAAGCAGUAGUACAAUACUUCAGUGGUCAGACAGAUGCCAAUCCGAAAGCAUGUGGCUCGUUUGUGAGGAUGAAGGAUGACAACUCGAAGUUAGCGGCUGAUUGUAAUCAAUGGCACCAUGAAACGUGGGGAAACUCUAAUAAAUAA